AUGGCUUCCGAGACUAGCAAUGCCCCUGAGCCCCGGCGAGGCGUCACAGAUGAUCCUCUAGUGUGGAUUGAUUGUGAGAUGACUGGUUUGAACCCAGACACCGAGGAGAUCCUGGAGAUAUACUGCAUUCUCACAACAGGUAACCUCGAGGUUCUGGAUGAUGAGGGUUUCCACGCAAUCAUCCACUGGCCCGCAUCGCGCCUAGACCAGAUGGACGAAUGGUGCACCAAUACCCAUGGAAAUUCAGGCCUCACCGAUGCAGUCAUCAAGUCCACCACCACGCCUGACGAGGCAGCUACAGGCUUGUACAACUACAUCACCAAGUUCAUCCCAGAGCCCCGCAAGGCCCUUCUGGCAGGCAAUAGCAUCCAUGCUGAUCGCAUGUUCCUGCGCAAGGAGCCCUACAACAAAGUUCUCGACCAUCUUCACUAUCGCCUACUAGAUGUCACCAGUAUCAAAGAGGCAGCCCGCAGGUGGGCAGCUCCCCGCGUGACCAAGAAGGUACCCUCAAAGAAAGGACGGCAUCAGGCGCGAGACGACAUCCUCGAGAGCAUCGAGGAGGCCAAGUACUACCGCGAGGCUAUAUUUGGUCAGACGCUGGAGAAGGUAGAACAGCCCGCUCCAGCCAAGUCUCCAACAAUGGCUGAGGUUAAAACCGUCGAGUUCACCCCCUUCCAGGACCAGAAGCCCGGAACCUCGGGUCUUCGUAAGAAGGUCGUUGUCUUCCAGAAACCCCACUACAGCGAGUCGUUCGUUACCAGCAUCCUGCUGUCCAUUCCCGAAGGCGCUGAAGGAUCCUUCCUCGUCAUUGGUGGUGAUGGCCGCUACUACAACCCCGAGGUCAUCCAGUUGAUUGCCAAGAUCGGUGCCGCCUACGGUGUAAAGAAGCUCCUCAUCGGCCAGAAUGGUAUUCUGUCUACGCCUGCCGCCAGCCAUGUCAUCCGACUUCGCAAGGCCACUGGAGGUAUCCUCCUGACGGCCAGCCAUAACCCCGGUGGCCCAACCAACGACUUCGGCAUCAAGUACAACCUCGCCAACGGUGGCCCCGCCCCCGAGUCCGUAACGAACAAGAUCUACGAAACCUCCAAGACCUUGACUUCGUACAAGUUGGCCGAUAUCCCCGACAUCGACAUCAACACCAUUGGCACUAAGACCUAUGGCUCCCUUGAAGUUGAGAUUGUCGACAGCACUGCCGAUUAUGUCACCAUGCUCAAGGACAUCUUCGACUUUGAGCUCAUCAAGAAGUUCUUCGUCUCCCACCCAGACUUCAAGGUCCUCUUCGACGGUCUUCACGGUGUCACUGGCCCCUACGGCAAGGCCAUCUUCGAGAAGGAGCUUGGCCUCACCGGUGCCACACAGAACUGCGAACCCUCCCCCGACUUUAACGGUGGCCACCCCGAUCCUAACCUCACCUAUGCUCACUCUCUCGUCGAAGUUGUCGACAAGAACAACAUCCCCUUCGGUGCUGCCUCUGAUGGUGAUGGUGACCGUAACAUGAUUUACGGUGCCAACGCCUUUGUCUCGCCCGGUGACUCCCUCGCCAUCAUUGCCCACUACGCAGACCUGAUCCCCUACUUCAAGAAGAACGGCGUCAACGGUCUGGCCCGCUCCAUGCCCACUUCUGGAGCCGUCGAUCUCGUCGGCAAGGCCCAGGGUCUCGACGUCUACGAGGUCCCCACCGGAUGGAAGUUCUUCUGCGCUCUUUUCGAUGCCAAGAAGCUGUCCAUCUGCGGUGAGGAGAGUUUUGGAACCGGUAGCGACCACAUCCGUGAGAAGGACGGUCUCUGGGCCAUUGUCGCCUGGCUCAACAUCAUUGCCGGCAUUGGCGUUCAGAACCCCAGCGUCACCCCCUCCAUCAAGCAGAUCCAGAAGGAAUUCUGGACCAAGUACGGACGUACCUUCUUCACCAGAUACGACUACGAGAACGUCGACUCCGAUGGUGCCAAUAAGGUCGUAGGCGAGCUCAAGACUCUCGUUGCCGACCCCAACUUCAUCGGAAGCCAGAUCCAAGGCCGCACUGUCACCGACGCUGGCAACUUCUCCUACACAGAUCUUGAUGGGUCCGUCUCAUCGAACCAGGGCCUGUACGCCAAGUUCUCCUCCGGAAGCCGCAUCGUCGUUCGUCUCUCCGGUACCGGCUCCUCUGGUGCCACCAUCCGCCUGUAUCUGGAACAGCACAGCAGCGACCCUGCCACCUACGACCUCGACGCACAGGUCUUCCUCAAGGAGGAGGUCCAGUUCGCCACUGGCCUUCUCAAGUUCAAGGAGCACGUCGGCCGUGACGAGCCCGACGUCAAGACCUAA
Molecule: messenger RNA, 2304 nt
Organism: Clonostachys rhizophaga
Lineage: Eukaryota; Fungi; Ascomycota; Sordariomycetes; Hypocreales; Bionectriaceae
Source: the annotation of a GenBank genome assembly